AUGGAUUUAGAGCAGCGGAUCAAAGCUUACCGUUUCGUGGCCUAUUCCGCUGUCACGUUCUCUGUUGUGGCAGUACUUUCUGUCUGUGUUACGCUUCCCAUGGUAUACAACUAUGUACAUCAUGUGAAGACAUCUAUGCACUCAGAAAUCAAUUACUGCAAGGGAUCAGCGAAGGAUAUUUGGAGCGAGGUGAACAGUCUCAAAAACAUCCCGUCUAACCGUACUUCCCGUCAAGCCGGCUACGGAGACGCUGCGGUAUCGUCUGGAUCUUCAGUUACCAGCAUGGGUGGAAAUGCGUGUGAGGCGUGCUGCCUCCCAGGUCCAGCAGGUCCUCCCGGAGUACCAGGAAAGCCUGGACGCCCUGGUAAGCCAGGAGCUCCUGGCCUUCCCGGAAAUCCAGGACGUCCACCUCAGCAGCCGUGUGAACCGAUCACGCCACCACCAUGCAAACCGUGCCCACAAGGGCCGCCCGGUCCACCGGGUCCUCAAGGUCCUCCUGGAGAUCCAGGACCAAACGGAGCUCCAGGCGCUCCUGGAAAUGAUGCGCCUCCAGGAGAACCUGGACCAAAAGGACCUCCAGGACCGAAUGGCAACCCUGGAGCGCCCGGCGCCCCUGGAGAACCGGGAAUGGAUGCCGUCUCAGAACCUCUUAUCCCAGGAGAACCGGGACCAGCUGGAGAGCCAGGACCACAGGGACCUCCAGGAGCACCCGGUCUACCAGGAGCGGAUGGUGCACCUGGGCAACCUGGGCCAAAAGGACCUCCCGGACCAGAUGGCAAACCUGGAGCCGACGGAAAUCCAGGUACACCUGGACCAGCUGGGCCACCAGGAAGUCCUGGAGAGCCCGGAAUCUGUCCUAAGUACUGUGCAAUUGAUGGCGGAGUGUUCUUCGAAGACGGAACUCGACGUUGA
Molecule: messenger RNA, 912 nt
Organism: Haemonchus placei
Lineage: Eukaryota; Metazoa; Nematoda; Chromadorea; Rhabditida; Trichostrongylidae
Source: the annotation of a GenBank genome assembly